GCGAAUGUGGUGAAGGUGUGAAAAGUUGGCGGAGUUGUUCCAAUCCAUCCUCCUCCUCCUCCCCCUCAAGACGUCAUGUCAUGUCAUUCAUUCCCUUGUGGUUUUUUUCGGCGAUCAACCACAACCAACGCCAGCAUUCUUCAAAUAUUUAUUUAUACUCUUUUUUAAAUAUUUACUCCGUAGUUACUGCUAUUAAUAUAAACAUCUGCUCCACGCCCACCACCGUCUGUCUCUCAACGCUCUAACAGCUACCUUUCACCUUUCUCGCAAUCCCUCCCUCUUAAAUAGCUCGACGGGAGAGGGCCUGCUCCCUUUAAUAAGGGCCACCGCCGCUACAUCAUGGCGGCCACCAUCCGGGCGGAGAAAAAACCCGCCGUCGACUCGUCGACAACCAAUCCGCGCGGCAUCCCCGUCGCACCAUUCGUCGAUAAUGUUGCAGACUAUGUCUCUUCGCGCGCAGAUGUCGAGCCCACGCUACGCUCGUUCCAGGAGAUGAUAUCCAAAUACCAGUUCAUGGAGCUGAAUACGCAACGGCGCGGUCAGGGCCUGAGGGAUAAGAUUCCUGAUAUCAAGAAGACGCUGGAGACGGUGACGCUCCUACGGGAUAGGAGGAAGGCCGGCGCCGACACCCCUCUCGAAACCACCUUCGAACUCAACGACACCCUCUACUCCCGCGCCACAAUCCAACCAAAGGACACAGACGAGGUCUUCCUCUGGCUCGGCGCAAACGUCAUGCUCGCCUACCCCAUCGACGAAGCCGCGGAGCUCCUGACGGAAAAGCUCCGCGCCGCAGAGGCCAGUCUCGCCAACUGCGAGGAGGAUUUGGAGUUUUUAAGGGAACAGAUUACGACUCUCGAAGUCGCCACGGCUAGAGUUUACAAUUGGGACGUGGUUCAGAAACGGAAGGAGAAGGAUGGGAAGGGUGAUGAUGGUGAAGGGAAGACGGGGCCGGGCGGUUAAAAGAGAAGAAGGGAAAAAAGUAUUAAGAGGAUAAAACUCGGGAACUAAUUCAUUUUUUUUUUUCCCUCCUAUAUUUUUGCCUUUGGUAUUUUCAGGUGAAAAGCUACUUACGGUGAUACUCCAUGGCAAGUAAGGGGGAAGCAGGGGAGUGAAGGUGAGAUUUGGAUACGUAAACGGUACCUAUGUUUACUCCCUAUUUCUUUUAACUCCGCCCGUUCCUGAGCAGAGUACGUCUGUAGAGAUGAAUAACCUGAAGGAAUAUGUAGUUGUGGCAUAAGCAUUAUAAGGAGACGAGACAUAGUAUGAGAACAGAGUAGAGUAAUGUAUAUAAUUAACUGGUUCAGGUAGUGUGGGCCUUAUAUAAGAAAACGAAUAGUAAUAAAAGGAGCCCACAUACGCCACUCCCUAUCCAUCUCUAUAUUCAUUCAUCCCUCCUCAAAAAGGAUCAAGGGGGAAAGAAAACAAGAAGGCAACCCUAAUAAUAAAAAAAUCGUUUCGCAUUUCGUUAUGCCCAAAACAAACAAAAC
Blastomyces dermatitidis ER-3 is the source of this 1487-nucleotide messenger RNA. RefSeq names its product prefoldin subunit 3. Gene Ontology annotation, cellular component: cytoplasm; prefoldin complex. The transcript is spliced from 4 exons. Lineage: Eukaryota; Fungi; Ascomycota; Eurotiomycetes; Onygenales; Ajellomycetaceae. The coding region runs from base 340 to 960 and encodes 206 amino acids. The record is from RefSeq and is a predicted model, not a curated record. Gene Ontology annotation, biological process: microtubule-based process; tubulin complex assembly; protein folding. Gene Ontology annotation, molecular function: tubulin binding.